This is a messenger RNA of Hippocampus zosterae (dwarf seahorse), 5901 nucleotides long. Its product is annotated as voltage-dependent calcium channel subunit alpha-2/delta-2-like. Lineage: Eukaryota; Metazoa; Chordata; Actinopteri; Syngnathiformes; Syngnathidae. The record is from RefSeq and is a predicted model, not a curated record. Gene Ontology annotation, molecular function: voltage-gated calcium channel activity. The transcript has 39 exons. The coding region runs from base 1583 to 4876 and encodes 1097 amino acids. Gene Ontology annotation, cellular component: voltage-gated calcium channel complex.
GGGGGUGAUUUCUUUUGGACUAUUAAGAGAUUGGUGCAGAAAAUGUAACUAUUAAUAUUAUUCCUGUUCCCUCCUUCAGCUCGAAAGAGUAAGCCCCAUGUAAAUGUUCUCUUCUAGUAGCGUUUUGCAUGUGAUCAUUUAUUUGCCAUCAUUUCUCUUGCUCAUACAAAAGAAGAAAAUGUAAAAUGUCUGACCAAGACUUGAAAGUAUUACAACAUAGUGAGGUCCUGCAGGCUCAUUUCCACGCUCCGGUUGUGCUGAUUCUGCAUGGUUAGAGAGAUCGCAGCCUCUGCACCACAAUAUUUCACUCAUACGGGAAUCAGGCAACCGAACUGCUGUCAGGCCAGCGAUUGCUGCCAUCAAAUCUAUAUUCAUGAACACUGUAGAGACUUCUUGUGAUAGAAAAUUCAUGAAUACAAGCAAUGUGAAGACAGACGUUUUCCUGUAUUAGGGGUUUUUUGCCCUUUGGCGGUCAAUAAAUGUGACAAAGUUGCUAUGAAUUAUUGAACACGUAUAUAUUGAUAUGUAAUUGAAAAUGAUUUGGUUUAAUGAGCCCUCAGUAUGAGAAAGGUCCGAUAUUGCAAAAAAAAAAAAGGCAAAUCACCACAAAUUCCUUUUCGACAACAUUUAGAAGGCAAGAAGAGCAAACAAAACCAUGUUACAAAAAUUACUAAAAAGGAUACAAUAACAAGAUUUAAAUGAAUUAAGGCUAUGACUAUUUUAGUCAUGGACAAUUCCGGAGCCAAUGGUGCGUCCUUGCAAUAUUGUGCAAUAUUCUUCAAUUACGCCCCCUUCUGUCUGUGAUUAUACCUACACUUAGAAAAGUGAAGUCCCUCGCAUCUGCCCAUGUAGCCUAAUGGGGAGCAAGAAGACCUUGCUGGCCCGUGAUCGCCCAGCACUGGAAAUCCCUCUCAGUAUGCAUUGACCACAUCAGUAAACAUCUUGUUCACGUUUUACCUGUCGGAUAGUGUUAAUCACAAAUUGGCUUUGUUAUAUUCUGUGAAGGCUUUUUUAAAAACACAUCUCUUAGCAAUCGAUUGUUUCAGAUUCCCCGGAAGCUACAGUGUUCACUUCUGUUGCGUUCAUUGACUUCUGGCACCUAGAUGCUCAUUUAUGGUAAAACAAGCUCAAUUUAUGCAAACCCCACGUGGCCCAGUAGUUAUAAAUAAAGCCUCAACUUGAUGCUUCGCUGUUGCCUAGUGAACGUGAACGCGCUCUCUUCCGUCCGGUGUGGAGAGCGAGAGAGACGGCUUGUGUGUGUGUGUGUGUGUGUGUGUGUGUUGGAGAAAGGAGGAGGAGGUGGUGAUGUGUAUGUGGGAGCGAGAGCAAAGACUCUGCAGUGUCUUGCCAGCUGCAUUCUACAGUAGUGCAUUUCCCACCGCCCCUGAUGCCUUCACGGCCAAAGGCUUUCUCCUCCCCCGCGUCCACUCGUGAAGACGCGGAGACGAACUCGCCCGCAAACUGAGCCGGGCACCGGUCAGCUCGACAACGCGGACCUGCUUCCGUUCUUCCUUCCUUGCUUCCUUUUCCUUCUCGCUCGCAUCCAUUCAUCCAGCCGCCGACGCGCGCAUUUGAAUGGAAGAUGGCGAGGGGCGGGCGGUGUUUCAGCGACGUCCGCUUGGUAUCUCUGCAGCUCAUCUUGAUGCUCGGCGGCGCGGCGUGGCCUGGUUCCGAAGGGCUCACCUUCCCACAACAGUACACGAUAAUGCACUGGGCGAGGCGCAUCGAGCAGGAGAUUGACAGAGUCUUUCAGCACAUCAGUGGAGCUCAGCAGUUGAAAGGGAUAUACAAUGAAGAAAGGAGACACUUUAAUUUGGGGAAGAAUCAACCUCGAAAAAUCGUGGAGAAGGUCGCUUCCGAUAUCGAGAAACUUCUGGCGAAGAAGCGCAAAGCUCUCGAAAGGCUCGCCAGUGAGGCUGAACGGCUCCAGCAAGAGCAUCCCUGGCAAGAUGGCAUCAAGGAGCUGGACAUGGCCUAUUAUGACUCUAAGGCAGAGCUGGAUCAUUAUUCCAUGGAUGGCGAGAGUGAAGUCGAUAAUCCUUCCCAUAUCAAAUUGGAGUUUGUGUACGACCCCAACUUCAAAAACAAUGUCAACUACUCCUACACGGCUGUUCAGAUACCCACAGACAUUUAUAAAGGAGCUCCGGUCAUUCUCAAUGAGCUCAACUGGACGCAGGCGCUGGAGAAAGUCUUCAUGGAGAACAGUCAGGAGGAUCCGUCACUACUGUGGCAAGCGUUUGGCAGCGCCACGGGGGUGACGCGCUACUACCCGGCCAGUCCAUGGAAAGCCCCAGAUAAAAUUGACCUGUAUGAUGUCAGAAGGAGACCCUGGUACAUUCAAGGUGCUUCCUCCCCCAAAGACAUGGUCAUUCUUGUUGAUGUGAGCGGCAGUGUCAGCGGACUCACACUUAAGCUGAUCAAGGCGUCGGUGAUGGAGAUGCUGGACACUUUGUCCGAUGAUGACUAUGUCAACGUGGCGCGGUUCAGUGAGAAGGCAGAGGCAGUGGUUCCUUGUUUCAAACAUCUGGUCCAGGCCAACGUGCGCAACAAGAAAAUCUUUAAAGAGGCAGUGCAGCAGAUGCAGGCCAAAGGCACCACGGACUACAAGUCUGGAUUUCAUUUUGCCUUCAAUCAGCUGCUCAAUAAAACAAACGUGCCACGGGCCAACUGCAAUAAAAUCAUCAUGCUUUUCACCGAUGGAGGUGAGGACCGAGCUCAGGAUGUCUUCCUGCAGUACAACUGGCCCAACAAAACGGUUCGAGUUUUCACUUUUUCAGUGGGCCAGCACAACUACGACGUCACGCCCUUACAGUGGAUCGCAUGCACAAAUAAAGGUUACUAUUUUGAGAUCCGUUCCCUCUGUGCCAUAAGGAUUAACACGCAGGAGUACCUUGAUGUGUUGGGACGUCCCAUGGUUCUUGCAGGCGACGAGGCCAAGCAGGUCCAGUGGACCAAUGUGUACCAGGAUGCUUUGGGGCUUGGGAUGGUCGUAACUGGGACUUUGCCUGUGUUCAAUCUCACCAUGGAUGGAAAACUACAGAACCAGCUGAUUUUAGGCGUCAUGGGAGUCGACGUGCAUCUCGAUGAGAUCAAGCGCCUGACACCACAGUACAGUCUUGGCGCCAAUGGUUACAUAUUUGCAAUUGACCCGAAUGGAUAUCUUCUGCUUCAUCCCAAUCUGCUGCCCAAGCUGGUGCAUGUCCCAGAACCUGUCACUCUGGACUUCUUGGAUGCAGAAGUGGAGGACAGCAAUAAAGAAGAGAUCCGAAGACAGAUGAUUGAUGGACGACCAGGUGACAUGCAGAUCAAAACUCUUAUCAAGUCCGUUGACGAGCAAUACAUUGAUGAGGUGUACAGAGGUUAUACCUGGACCCCUGUCAAUGGUACAGAUUACAGUCUGGGGCUGGUACUACCUCCCUACAAUGAGUACUACAUCCAGGCAGACCUCAGUGACGUGAUGCUUCAGCUUCAGUACAUGCAGUCAUUACUGCCGAGCUCCUUUGAAUCUUCGGGACAUGUCUUUCUUGCUCCAAGGGAAUACUGCAAGCGUCUGCAGCUUUCGGACAACAACACGCAGUUUUUGCAGAACUUUCUCUCCCUCAUGCUGGAAAUUUCUCCCGGAUCGGAGGAGUGUGAUCAAAAGCUCAUACACAACCUGAUCCUGGACUCUCGGAUUAUUGGGCUGCUAGCCUCACGCGUGUGGAAGAACAAGGAUCUCAAUUCGUACGGCUUCCUGGCUGUUUUUGCAUCCACUGACGGAGGCAUAACGCGAGUGUUCCCCAACUUAGCUGCUGAGGUAUGGGAUGAGGACGCCGAGCCCUUCAAUUCAAACUACUACCGAAGGAGCCUUGACAACAAAGGAUACAUGUUUCGAGCUCCGCCGAGAGACUCUUUGGAUGACAUGUUAGGACCAGAAAAUGGCACAGCUGGAAUCCUGGUUACUUCAGCUGUGGAGGUUAAUUUAGGAGGCAAACUUCUCAAGCCUGCAGUGGUGGGCGUAAAGCUGGACCUGGAAGCGUGGGUCGACAAGUUCAAGAUACUGGCCAGCAACGUGUCAGACAGUCGGCAAGGCUCCUACAAGUGUGGACCAUCCAGGAGCUGUGAGAUGGACUGUGAGGUGAACACUGAUGACCUCCUCUGCUACCUCAUUGAUGACGGUGGCUUCCUGGUUAUGUCUAAUCAAAGAGAUCACUGGAAAAAGAUUGGAUUAUUUUUUGGAGAUGUGGACCCAUACUUGAUGCACGCGCUCUAUAACAACUCCAUCUUCAACCGCCGACAGACUUUUCAUUUCCAGUCAGCAUGUGAGCCUGUCAGCAGCAGCCACACCGGGGCAGCACCUCGACGCUUCUUUUUGCCAUCUGUCGCUGACAUCCUCAGCUUGGCGUGGUGGACGUCCACGAUGGCCUGGUCUUUGAUCCAGCAGCUACUUUACGGACUGGCACACAUCAGCUGGCUCCAACAAGACGACAUCUUCAUCGAAGGCUUUGAUAUAAAGACGAGCAGCUGUGUGACCAUCCAGAGCCAGUUCUUCUUCACCAACACCACCAACUCGUACAACGUGCUGCAGGAUUGUGGCAACUGCUCACGGCUGUUCCAUGCCAAGCGGAUAGAAAACACCAACCUCCUCUUUGUGGUGGCCGAGACGCUCCCCUGCAGCUCUUGUGAGAUCGAGAGGCUGAGCCAAGUCAAGACAGAGUUCCAGGAGGAAAAUCCUUGCGAGGUACUGAGCAACGCACGAUAUCGGAGAGGUCCGACAAGCUGCCUUGACUUCAGUGCCUUAGAAAAUACUUCCGAGUGUGGACGGGCAGAUUUUGUGCAGCCCUACAUGGGGGUCCUUCUUGUCCUUCAACUCAUUCUGCCUUUCUUGCGCCACUGACGCGUGCUGCCAUUCACUGACAUGUCGACUGAAGGUCAGGUACCCAAAGCAAGUGACUCAUCUUCUGGAUCAAGUUUUUUUUUCUCACUGGUCAGUUGAAACAUUCCUUUAACGGGACAACAAACAAACACUCAAAUGGGACGUUUGUCAAUUUGGGGCCAAAAGAGGUGAUAAGGAAUUUGUUAUCAUCUCUUCCUGUCUGGAGCAUUCCGACAUACAGGAGCAACUAAUUGAUGCUGAAUGUGUCCCGGCGGUAUAAAAUGUGCUCACGUGUCAAUGCAAUGAAUGCUUUGACAUGAAUGAAAAUGGAUAGAGAGACUUUAGAGCUCAAUUCUGACCAACAGCACACUUUUUUUUUUGUGGCCUUUUCUUCGCAUUAAAGUUCUUUGACCAAGCGGUAGUACAAAUUCUAAUUACUGGUCACAUGAUGACCUGUUUACAACCUCUCUGUGAUACGUAAAAUUUACAAAGCAAGCAUUCUUAAGAAACGAGACCGCACAUAUCCGUGACCAAAUAAUUGAGGUGAAAUUUCUGAGAAGAUCUUGAAGUGCUUCCGUUAAGAAAAAAAAUAAAAACAUGACACACAUGACAUUUGGCAAUUAAAAUUUAAUGUCAUGGUCAUUUAUAUGGAUUCAAACAGAUUGGAACAGGGGUCCCCAAACUACGGCCCGCGGGCACAUUUGGCCCUCUAACCCCAUUGUCCUCGGGUCAAAAUGACCCGUCACUCUGUUAAAAACGCCCCAAAAACACCCUAAAUAAUAAUUUUAUGACUUUUCCUAGCUUGUCCCCAACUGCAGAAAAAUUUAAAUGUUGUUUUUAUUCAUAUUUCCAUGGUGGUCCAAAGGUGGUCUUCGGGGCAAAAUAACCCAUGACGCAAAUAGGGUUGAAAUCAAGGUCACAAAGUUAUUUACACACCAUAGAAUGUUUCAGUGUUUUAGUUGUGUCUCAGAUCAAUUAGUAGAACACGUGAACAAGACGGUAGCAGACAUAAACAAGACAAGAUAGGUGGCGUUCUCGUAGAUGGC